This is a messenger RNA of Ambispora gerdemannii, 138 nucleotides long. The record is from the annotation of a GenBank genome assembly. NCBI's taxonomy places the organism in Eukaryota, Fungi, Glomeromycota, Glomeromycetes, Archaeosporales, Ambisporaceae.
AAGCAAUUCUACCACACUGGGAGAAGUCAUAGUCAGCUGAAACAGCUUCAAAAGAUAAGCGGUGACGGAAGAGGACAACGAUUAGGUGGAGGUUCCCUUGUGCAAGAAGCUACAGACGGUGGUGUUAACCCAUACUGA